UUGUUUCUGCUCGUAGAUGUUGAACAACUUAUAUGUCACAAAUCUGGAAUAAGUUGUAGGGCUGCGAGUGGAGACAAAAUGCCAAUAUCACCACGAUUGGGAGUGCCUAAGACAGCAAGUCGGGCAGACCUUCAGCAGUUGGUCCAGGAUGACGAGCAGAACCCAAACACUCCCAUGAUUCAAGUGACACACCCGAACAUCCCACAAAAUAAAGAAGGACUUUCAAACCCAGUCUUUACAUUCGAAGAUGCGGAGUUGGCAAAGAAGCAGGAGACCCCUUCUAAGGAUGAGGAAAAUGUGUUGACGCAUCGACGUGGAAGUUACAACAGUUUAACUGUUCCAGAAAAUGGACCAGGUAUAAAGAGACUGAGUAUAUCAUCAAAUGGCCAAGCAGCAGAUAAUGACACAGGAGGUCUCAAGCCUACCAUCAGCAUUGACCAACUCUCAACCCCUCGUACUCCUGUACGUAGUCCAAGUGUGCGCUCUAAUUGGUCAGAAUUGGCGAAACUAUCAAAUAGAAGGCCAUCACUUGGAUCUGUGGCUUGCAGUGAAUCUGGUUCUGCUGCUGGAGGCUCAUAUAUAUCAGGAGUUAGUAGCUCUAUGAGUGAUAGAUUAAGAGAUUUAUUUCGCAAGUUCACUAGUCGAACUGAGAAAAUACGAGAGAGGACUGUUCAACCACCAACGCCAUCUUUAUCAAGCUUGGAUGAUGAUAAGUCAGUUCUCUCUGGGUUUGACAAUGAAAAUGAAGCUCCGCCCCAGAGGCAGCAUCGACUCAACUCGUUCAUUCCACUUGCGUCACCUGCCAACACUGAUGCAUCUGACCCUAUCAAGGAAGAAAAGCAUUGUGGGAUAGGACGCUGUAGAAUCAAGAUUCCAAAGUUUCUCUGGAGGUGCCGUUUCCCAACUACAAUUGAUCCCCAAAGUCAGUUGUACUUAUUCUGGUUGUUCAUCGUGACCUUAGCAUUUAUGUACAAUUCUUGGGUGAUUCUGCUACGUGCGGCUUUCCCCUACCAAACUCCCGCUACACUUCCGUACUGGCUGACUUUUGACUACCUGUGUGACUUGAUAUACCUACUGGACAUAGUACUGUUCAAGCCAAGGAUAAAGUUUAUCAAUCAGGGGAUGCUGGAGCACAACCCCAAAGAGACAAGGAAACAUUAUAUAAAGAAGAAAGAUUUUAAGUUGGAUGUAGCCUCCUUGCUCCCUCUUGAUUUCUUCUACUUUCUCACUGGCCUAUCAAAUGGCAGAGCUACGUUGCUACGGCUACCACGCAUGUUAAAGCUAAAGUCAUUCUGGGAGUUUUAUGAGCGUAUAGAUCAGUCUGCUAAGUCUGUCCAUUUGAUCAGAAUAGCAAAGACUCUGACCUAUAUGAUCUACCUGAUCCAUGUUGAAACAUGUGGCUACUACGCUGUCUCAGAGUAUGAGGGAAUAAACUCAACCCAGUGGACUUAUAAUGGUGAAGGAACCUCGUACAUUCGAUGUCUUUACUUGGCAACAAAGACAGCGACAUCUAUUGGGAACAACCCGCUACCAUCUAACAACCUAGAGUAUAUGUUUAUGUGUCUCUACUGGUUGUCAGGUGUCUUCGUGUUUGCCUUGUUGAUUGGUCAGAUUCGGGAUAUUUUCCAAGCUGCCACAGCCGUAAAGACAAACUACCGCAAGACUAUGGAUGACACGAUGCGCUACAUGCAGUCAUUGAAUGUUCCUCCAGAGCUGCAGGAGAAGGUGCGCAUGUGGUUCAAUUACAACUGGGAACAACAGAAGACUUUAAAUGAGAAUUCCCUAUUGCAAGCUCUACCUAAGAAGAUCAGGGCUGAUCUCGCCAUCAAUGUUCACUUCUCGACACUCUGCAAGGUGCACCUGUUCCAGGACUGUGACAAGAACUUGCUGUAUGACCUCGUACUUAAACUGAAGCCUCAGUUAUAUCUGCCUGAUGAUUACAUAUGCAGAAAGGGUGAGGUAGGAACAGAGAUGUACAUUGUGAUGCAGGGACAGGUUGAAGUGGUUGGUGGGCCAGAUGGUCAGACAGUUCUGGCAACAUUACAUGAAGGAAGCGUCUUUGGGGAAAUAAGUCUGCUAGCAUUGGCUGGUGGUAAUAGACGUACUGCAGAUGUGAGAUCUAAAGGCUUCUCAAAUCUCUUCAUUCUCUCCAAGAGUGCAUUUGAAGAAGCCAUGAGAGACUAUCCAGAAGCUCAAAAGCUUCUCAAGAAAAGAGCAAAGAAACUGUUAGCACAGAAUGCAGCCAAGAAUAAGAGUGCAGAAGCCGCAAAGGAAAAAACAGAAGUUGUUAUUAAAGGAAGGGCAUCCACACCGAAACUUUUCUCAGCGGUUAUUAAGGCUGUACGUCCUGACUCUCGAGUACACUCCAUGAUGAAAGGACGUAAAUUGUUAACCAAUCAGAAAUCAUUGGAUUCUACGCUGUCCAAUGGUGACCUGGUCCCAAAUGAGAAGGAUGAAAUACGUAAAGCCAUGGAGAACACGGACAAGGAGACUGGGGAGAUUGUGGAAGAGGGAGAUCAACAAAAAGAAUUUGGUGAUUCAGAGCUUGAUGAACUGGCAGAUGAUAUCCUAAAAUCCACCAUUGCUAAUAAGAAUGACCUUGAUGGGGAUGAUGAUAAUAAUGCAUUCAUGGCAGAAGAAGAUGAUGAGGAUGUUCUCAUUGAUGACGAUGAUGAUGAUGGCAUGGAUGAUGAUGUACCAAAUAUUGACAAUCUGGGUGAAAUUGCACUGCCAGACACUGAUGACACAGAUGAUAGCGAUGAAGAUGCUCCACCAUUUGAAGACACAAUCAUUGAUGAUGCUGAGACUCUCUUAGAUAAAGUACUUGAGGACCAAACACUGUUGGAAGCAACAUUAGAUGAUGAGUUAGAUGAUGAGAUUGUCAGGAAAGAUGAUGGGGCAAAACGAGAUAGCAAAGAUUCUGGUGUACCUAGCAGCAAGAGUAGAAAAUCAUUAAAAGAUGGCAGCAAAGAGUCAAUCAACGAGACUGUCCAGGAAGCUAUGAUUGAGUUUGCAGAUGUUAUUGAGCCCCCUAGGGCAUCAUCAAGUCAUGAGAAGCCACGCUCUGGCUCAGGCAAUAGGGUGUCACCUAGCACAAGCAGUGACACGAGGCAGGACCAUAUACCAUUGGAGAAUCAGGUGACAAUUGAUGUAAUGAUACACAGAGAGCGCACCCCCACCCCCCUACCCCCAAGCCACAGAGGUCUUGACAACCCAGCCUAUGAGGGAGAUAAGAAAAAGAAAAGCAGAGAUGAAGAUGAAACAAUCGUGUGAAUCUGUAUUACAGUUUAACCUGUAUUCAUUUGAGACUGCUGAGAUUGGAUUGGAGUGUUCACAUAUAGAGGUCCUCAUAUAAUGAGGGUCUUAUGACAUAGGAGACUAUGAGACAUCACAAAAUGGGACAGAAAGUGUUCACACUUUAAGUUGUUCGCCUAUACAGAGUUUUUAC
Owenia fusiformis is the source of this 3448-nucleotide messenger RNA. The record is from the annotation of a GenBank genome assembly. NCBI's taxonomy places the organism in Eukaryota, Metazoa, Annelida, Polychaeta, Sabellida, Oweniidae.